Molecule: messenger RNA, 4145 nt
Organism: Xyrichtys novacula (pearly razorfish)
Lineage: Eukaryota; Metazoa; Chordata; Actinopteri; Labriformes; Labridae
Source: the annotation of a GenBank genome assembly
AAGAAAUCUUAGGGUGACCAAAUGUCCUGUUUUCCCAGGACAUGUUCUGUUUUUACGUCCUGUCCUGGUUGUUUCUAUAAAGUAAUGUAGGUGUCCUUGUUUUAAUUGUUUUACAUUGGGCCACUAGGAUAAAGAAGAAAACUUAAGAUAUCAACUCUCAAGUCCUGAUUUUCAGUAACCAGGACAUUGCAUUUUAAAUAAACCAUUUUGCUUCAGAUUAAGGCCUUCAUGAUGAAUUCUGGCCUUGAAUCAGCUCAACCCUUCACAGAAGUUAAACUCAUUGUAAAUAGGUGUGUUUGUGUUUGUUUUUCUUACAAACCCCUUUAGUAGUGCUUUGAUAUAAACAUCUAUGGACCUCCUCUAAACUUGUGUGAAAGUUUAGGAAGCAGCUUGAUUCAAACUCUGAAGCUUAUGUGCUCUGGCUCAUUGUCAGUGGUAAUUAGCAGAAGUGCCAUCACCUGCAAAUGAAAGAAGACGCUCGACUGAUGAUAAGGUGAGGAGCUUGAAACACAACCUGUGCUUCUGUAACAGUAGUCAGCUUUGUCAGUACGUAGUUCCUAUGAUAAAUGUUAUGAAUGGCAUGAUUUUAUCCUGUUGUGAUAAAACACCGCUCACAUUUGCAUUUGAUUUGCACUCAGAUGGCAUCCAAGUUUGGACAGAGGAGGGUUGGAAGGCUCUCAGAAAACUCUGGUAAAAAUGGUUUAAACUUCAAACCCUAAAUGUUGAUGCAGAUAAACCAGACAGCAACAUCCUCACCACCCCUCUCACUUUGGAAGUUUUCUGUUUGUACUUCGUUUAAUUUUGCUGCAGAGUGCCAUCAGCUUCGGGAUCCCAUCUCAAACCCUCUUCCUCAAAGUGCCUCCUGGUGGGCUGAUAUGGAGGAGCACAGAGAGCAGGGUGACUCAGUCAGGGUGAGUAGAAAAAAAAAACAAUAACAAAUAGGUUGAUGGCAGACUUGUAAUUGCAAUGGAAAAAAAGUUAAUUUUUUUUGUUGUAGGAGCAGCUAAAAGAGAUGGAGGCGCAUGGGGCCAGGCUUCAGGACAUGCUGAAAUAUGAACAGGCCAAAGUAGGUAGGACUUCUGCUCAUGCCUGAGGACCUGUUUUGAUAUUUCUGCUUGAAUGUCUUUUCAAUCCUUGUGCUAGUGCACUCGUCUGCAGCUGCGGUGUAACCAGUAUGAGACAGAGCUGAGGCGUCGAGAGCAGCAGAGCAACAGACUUAAGGAGAGAUUUUCACAGCUAUCUGACAGACACAAAGGACCAUGUAAGACCCGACUUCAUCCUCAAAAUUCAUAUAUUUGUUUGUUCUGUGUAUUUACUGAAUUUUCUAUCUUGUGUUGUAUUUCUAUCCAGCCAUAGAGGUGUUGAACUUUCCACGAAGAAGCCGCAGCAAAAGAGAAGAGCCAAUCAAAUCAGUCAGGUCUUGAACGUUGUCUUUUUCUGAUCUUUGUUUAAAAUGUUUUCUCCGCUCCUUUUUUGAGUCAUAUCAUUUUCUUUCUCUCGUUCGCAGGCGAGAAGAAGCUGCCCUGCGUCUGAUGCUGGAGCGCAGAGAGGCGGAGCUCAGAGAGGCAAUGAAGCUGAGACACAGCCUCACCUCUUUGUUACACUCACUCAGGGUCGACAUGGAGCACGUGGGUAAAAAGAGGGAAUCUCUGAUGACUGUUCCAGGACUUCCUGCUGAUAGAAAUGAUCUUCCUCUUUUGGUAAUACAACACACUGAGGUUUAGAAGUUAUAACAAAGCCUGCUCAUAAAAAGAUUUGUUUGUUUAUGCUUAUUCUUUAGCUUGAAUUUGCUUUUAUACAGUCAUUGAUUAAGCUUUAUUUGGCUCCACAUACAAACCUGACGAGUAAGACAGAGUUAAAUUAUCAAAAUCUACAGAGCAGCUUCAAAAAAGCUGUUUAUGAGACAAAAACUCAGAAUAACACACAAUGCUGCUCUUUCUAAAGACUCUGACUGAUUCACUGGAGGAGGCCCAAACAGAGGACCUACAGCUGGACCAGGCUGAGGCAGCGCUGGGGGACCAUGUGACAGGAGGUGUGGUUCGGAGCUGGAGGCAGGUGCAGAGGAGACUAUGUCACAUCCUGUCUGAAGGUAAAUCACAGAGAUCUAGUCUGUAACAAAGUCUAUGAAGGAGAAUAAUCUGUUGCUUUUCUCAGGGCAUGUUGUGACUGACCAGGACAAGCUCUUGGCUCAACUGGAAACUGAAUUGAGGGAGACUCAGCAGCUUUGUAGAUUACAACAGCAGCUUCUCCAGGUGUUUGUUUUGAUUUCAAUCGCACACAAAAAUCUAAAAUCCUCUAAUGGGAAAUUGAGCCUGUGUCAGACUUGGAGACAAUCUCUUGAUUUUCUCUCUGCAGGACAGCCUCGCUUCUGCGGUUCCCCAUGAACUGAGUGAUUCCUACUUUUUGGAGGAGUGGGAGCGUCUUCGUAUGCACUGGGUUGAGUUCAAUCAUCAGAAGAAGACUUUUGAGAGGGAGCGGCAGUCCUUCACUGAUGCUGCCAUUCGACUGAGCCAUGAGGUGAGCCAUGAUGACAACUUAACUUUUUAAAGGUAUAUGUGUGAACUGCUCUGAGCAUUUUCUCACUUGAAGAGUAAGGUGGAGCUGAUGAGGAAAAAAUACUGGGUUUGGAGUUCCCACAGACAGCGAAACAUGAAUAACCAGGUUAAAAAGUCUGUCUAAUCUUGUCACUCUCUAAAUGUUAUCCACUGUCUGUGCAGCGCUGUGAUUUCGAGCAUCAGAAAGCCUCCCUCUUUAAGCAGCAGUAUCUGUUUGACUCUCCUCUUUUCAAUGACGGAGCGCAGAUCAACAACAGGAGAGAAAGCUCCUCUCAUGGUCAGUAUGCAGUGAAGUGAAAAGGUCCAUGGCCGAUGUUUUGAUGUUGUGACAUAGUUUUACGAAACGUCAAAUGCAUGUUGAGUUUUUGUGUUUGUGUGUGCAGGUUUUUCUGGUUUGGAGCCAAUAAGCGUAUCUGGCUGUCUUCCUCUUUCUCCCUCCUCCACUCAGCCUGGGUUGGCUGCUGUUUCUGGAUUAAACUCGGGAACAGUCAGAGUCAAGACCCCCAGCACUCCUGAGCUCUACUCUGCCCUCAAUCUGUCGUACAACUGCAGGUUAGUCAGGUCUGCUUUGACAGCGACAGCAAAAAACAAAUUUACAUUUCAGUGAUAUUUUCAGUUUAAUUCAUGAAAUGAUUCAUCUGAUUGUUUGUUAGAUUUGUCACCUGUCAUUCCUCUCCUCUCACCCUCAGAUCCAGAGAAACUGAUCACCAGUCUGAGCUGUGGGGUGACAGAGCAGACAGUAUGGUGCCUGCACCACAGAUUCAGCCCUUGGACUGGUCAUUUUAACAGAUUUUUAAUGAUAGUUUUGAUUUUAAAAACAAAUUAUUUAUAUUACUAAUGAAUAAAAACUGGUUUUAUUUAAUUUUCUGUGUUUAUCUUUAUAUUGUGCUGUUACAAACAAUAAGAGAGGCUAUUGGCUGAACUGUAUAUAUGCUUCCUUGUCAGAACUGGGUUACGGUUUAGGGGGCUGUUUUUUGAUUUAAGAAAUGACUGAACACAGAAGCAGAGUUAAAAAAAAUAGAAAGUUACUAAAAAACACUUUUACCAUCAAGGAAUUUAAAGCUCCCGUAAGGAGUUUUUGAUAGUUUUUAAUACAUCUAUAUGAUGUAAAAAAAAGCACAUAAGACCAGCAAUGACAGAAUUGACAACUGCAGACGUUAACAGUUUGUCAUUUAUUUCCCUUAAAAAGACAAGAGGAGGAGGUUUUAAAUCAAUCAAUACUGACUUUACAAGGACAGGACAAAAUCAGCAACAAUAAAUGGGUUACCAUUUUGUCCACUGGGGGCACCAAAAUAAAAACAAAGAAAGUUCCGUUUAAAAGCAGAAUAAGACAACAGACAAACAGUACCUCAGUGGACUCUGUGGAAAAAGGUCAACAACAAUCUUAUCUGCACACCUCAGGGUGACCAAGCUAAAUAUAUGCUGCACACUGCCCUUUUCUUGCAGUGACGGCUGUGUGCCAGACUCUGAUGGAAGAGGUAAGAAUGAACUAGAGUGCACCCUCUCUGUAUUGGACGCCCUAAAUUUCUUCUGCAGGAAGAGUACAACGCUGUGUUUCUGUCGUUCCUGGUCCUCAGGAAGCAGAAAGAC